AUGGAACACCAGCAGUUGUGGUUGAACUCUUUGGCAAUAUGCCUUUUGGUGACAUUAACCUCCGCAGGUACCUAUAUACCCUUACCCCGAUUGGAUGGUCGUAUUGUGGGAGGCCAUGAAGUGGACAUUAAGGAUGUACCCUUCCAAGUGUCGCUGCAGGGAAGUUUCCAUUUCUGUGGUGGUUCCUUGAUUGCCAAACGUUUUGUAUUGACCGCUGCCCAUUGCACCGCCGGCCAUUCCGCCGUUAACCCUGGUUUUAAGGUACGCCUUGGUUCCUCAUACUCCGCCAAGGAUGGUAUCCUUCUCCGACCCCUGAGAAUUCAUCAACACGAAAAAUACAAUCCCAUGAAUAUCGAUUAUGAUUUCUCAAUUUUGGAAUUGGAAGACUAUGAAUUGCGUUCGCUACCCUUUGAGCUGGAAUUUGCCAAAUUGCCCAGCAGCAGUGGCGAUGAUUUGCCUGAUGGCACCUUGGUAACCGUCUCCGGUUGGGGCAAUACCCAAAAUUCAUCCGAAUCUAAUCGUGUGUUGCGUGCUACCCAUGUACCCCUUGUCAAUCAGGAUGUCUGUGCCCAGGCCUAUCUUGGUUUUGGUGAAAUUACUCAACGUAUGUUGUGUGCUGGCUACACUGAGGGUGGCAAGGAUGCCUGUCAGGGUGAUUCCGGUGGUCCUCUAUUCCAUAAGGACACUUUGGUUGGUGUUGUUUCGUGGGGUUAUGGUUGUGCCCGCCCCAAUUAUCCUGGUGUUUAUUCGAGAGUUACUUCGGUGUUGCCAUGGAUUGCUGAGAAAACCGGAUUGGAACCACCGACAAUGCGACCAUCCAAGGGCAAAGAUGCCGAGGAGCUUAAUGCCACCGAAAGGCAAAUUGCCAAAGCGUUAACCCACAACUUCAUGUUAAUCCAAGGGGCGAGGUUACGAAGACAAACGAAAAACAUGUGGAAGUAUUACUUGUUGCUAUCUCUUGGCAUUAUUGCCUCUUCCACCGCCCUGGAGUCCCGCAUUGUAGGAGGUAGCGAAGAAAAUAUAGCUGUCACCCCUCACUUGGUCUCAGUGCGUUACAAAAAGAAUCAAUCCGCGCCAUUUGAACAUCGUUGCUCGGGAACCAUUUACUCUGAGAGUAUUGUCCUCACCACCGCCACUUGCAUUAUUGGCAUCGAACCAAAUCACCUACACAUUUUGGCGGGAUCCAAAUAUCGCACCGGCCACGACAGUUCCAUAUUUUUGGUGGAAAAAUAUCUCCUACAUCCCGAUUACAAUAUUUGGUUUUAUGACAAUGAUUUGGCUUUAUUGAAAUUAUCUUUCAAUUUUUCACCCUUCCCGACCAAGGAUAUUGCAUCCAUCGCCAUUGCAGACGCUCUGCCAAAGGCUAGAAGUUCUCUAAUUGUUUCGGGUUGGGGUACCACUGUAGCAAAUCCCAGUGCCGAAUAUUCGGACACGUUGCAAGUUGCCGAAGUUUCUUUAGUGGAUGAGGAGGAAUGUCACAAAGCCUAUGGUGGAAAUCGUAUAUCGGAGGCAAUGUUAUGCGCUUCGGGUGGCGAGCAUGCUGAUGCUUGUUAUGUCUAUCGUAAUGCUGCCAUUGGUUUGGUGUCAUGGGGCCGAGAUUGUGCUAGCGCGGAUUAUCCUGGAGUCUAUACGAAUUUGGUGCAUUUUAAGGAGUGGAUUGAAACGGAGGUGGAAAAGUUGUAA
This is a messenger RNA of Musca vetustissima, 1683 nucleotides long. Its product is annotated as transmembrane protease serine 9-like. NCBI's taxonomy places the organism in Eukaryota, Metazoa, Arthropoda, Insecta, Diptera, Muscidae. The coding region runs from base 1 to 1683 and encodes 560 amino acids. Gene Ontology annotation, molecular function: serine-type endopeptidase activity. The record is from RefSeq and is a predicted model, not a curated record. The transcript has 4 exons. Gene Ontology annotation, biological process: proteolysis.